AUCGUGCUCGUCAUCUUCACUGUCACACGCUACCCACCUUCCAUCGACGGACCCAAACCCACCAGCUGCACGUACGAAUUGAGCAGCAGCUCCCGUCGACCGAUCGAGAACCUCCAGUAGCCGAGCCUACAACCCACAACAGCCGUCAACAUGCCUCCAGCAGGCGGUAGCUCCAGGAAGAUCUCCUUCAACGUCUCAGAGCAAUACGAUAUCCAGGAUGUCGUAGGAGAAGGUGCAUACGGUGUUGUCUGCUCCGCGCUGCACAAGCCCUCCGGUCAGAAGGUGGCCAUCAAAAAGAUUACGCCAUUCGACCACUCCAUGUUCUGUCUGCGAACACUGCGAGAGAUGAAGCUGCUGCGGUACUUUAAUCAUGAGAACAUCAUCUCGAUCCUCGACAUUCAGAAGCCUCGGAACUACGAGACGUUCACUGAGGUCUAUCUCAUCCAGGAACUCAUGGAGACCGACAUGCACCGCGUCAUCCGCACACAAGAGCUGUCAGACGAUCACUGCCAGUACUUCAUCUACCAGACGCUGCGCGCUCUGAAGGCUAUGCACUCGGCGAACGUCCUUCACCGCGACCUGAAGCCCUCCAACCUGCUCCUCAAUGCGAACUGCGAUCUCAAAGUCUGCGAUUUCGGUCUUGCACGAUCCGCCGCCUCUACUGAGGACAACUCUGGUUUCAUGACAGAAUAUGUGGCCACGCGUUGGUACCGCGCGCCGGAGAUCAUGCUCACCUUCAAGGAGUACACAAAGGCCAUCGAUGUGUGGAGUGUUGGCUGUAUCUUGGCUGAGAUGCUGAGUGGCAAGCCGUUGUUCCCUGGAAAAGAUUACCACCACCAGCUCACAUUGAUUCUCGACGUUCUCGGUACGCCCACCAUGGAAGACUACUACGGCAUCAAGUCUCGUCGCGCUCGUGAAUACAUCCGCUCGCUUCCCUUCAAGAAGAAGAUUCCAUGGAAGGCUAUGUUCCCUAAGACCAACGAUCUUGCGCUUGAUUUGCUCGAGCGGUUGCUUGCAUUCAACCCGGUCAAGCGUAUCACAGUCGAGGAGGCUCUUAAGCACCCAUACCUCGAGCCCUAUCACGACCCUGAUGACGAGCCGACCGCCGACCCCAUUCCUGAGGAAUUCUUCGACUUUGACAAGAACAAGGACAACUUGACAAAGGAGCAACUGAAGCUUCUCAUCUACCAGGAGAUCAUGCGAUAAGCUCGUCUCGAUGAU
Messenger RNA from Didymella exigua CBS 183.55, 1221 nucleotides. Its product is annotated as mitogen-activated protein kinase. Gene Ontology annotation, molecular function: ATP binding; MAP kinase activity. Gene Ontology annotation, cellular component: cytoplasm; nucleus. Gene Ontology annotation, biological process: protein phosphorylation; intracellular signal transduction. NCBI's taxonomy places the organism in Eukaryota, Fungi, Ascomycota, Dothideomycetes, Pleosporales, Didymellaceae. The transcript has 5 exons. The record is from RefSeq and is a predicted model, not a curated record. The coding region runs from base 151 to 1206 and encodes 351 amino acids.